GUCUCGUGUGCUGCGGUGGAGGGAGGGUGUACGUGGGGUGCGCUCGUGCCACUCUUGUGAGAAAACUUUUUGAAACUUUCGUGUGAAACAAAUUCUCGAUAGUUCUUGUGUGUGAGACAGUUUUCGGUUGUCACUUACGACAGUGUUAUGUGCCUUACAUAAAUUAAUAAAUAUAUAUAGUAUAUAAUAACAUUCAGUGUAUAUAAGCAUUGUGGGCUGUAUGACCCUUUCGGAUUUAUCGCUUAAUCUGAUUGUAUAAUAAUUAUUAAGAUAUGUAAAUAAGACAUGAAUUUUCGAAGUAACUUGUAAAUAGACACAAGGAGUGUAAACAGACACAGAAGUGUAAAUAGUGUAAACUGUGUAAACAGAAGAAUGUAAACACAGGAGUGUAAACACGAAGAGGAAGAAGUAAUGAUAGCCUAGCUUACAUCUUUCAUCCACAAUAGAGCUUCAUUGGAGUAUCUUGUAAGAGAUGAGCGUUGCCUCAAGUAUAGUGCGCAGAGCAGUGUUCUCGGGUACUGAGUCAACCACAGAUGAGCGUUGUCUGAAGUGUGACGCUCAGAGCAGUGUUCCCAGCUGUUGCGGCAACCAGCUGGGCAGUAUGAAGCGACGCAAGAAUGCCCACGUUCACCACCUGUAGACAGGCCCACCUCCUGUAGACACGCCCAGCACCUCUGCAAGCAUGGCCUCGAGCAGGUCCCCGGGCAACAAAUCUCGUGGCCACCACUGGUGGUCCGGGGCCACCACCACGACCACCUCCCACGACCCCUACUCUGAGAUUGAGCAUUAUCUUCGUAGAGCCGAGGAGGAGAUCAACUCAGUGUUCGGCGAGAAAGAAGAGAGGCCAGACGACCAGGAGAACCACCCACGCCCACGCACGCCCGCACGCCCACCUUUGGCGGACGGACAGGGAUCCCCGUCUAAAAUACGCAAAGUUUACUCUAAUGGUGGUAAGUGGGAAGGUGGCUGUGUCUGGCGUCGUGAGGCGUCCACCCCGCCCCCACUACCCAGACGCCGAGGCGGCGUCAGCUUCGUCAGGAAGAACCGUCGUGUCUCCGCGCCAGCCCUCGGUAGUGCUCGCAAUGGUGGCUCCUCGCCGCCACCUUGGCAGCCCCGGACAGACCCACUCCUGCAGCAGUGGUCCUCGGGUCUGCUGAAGGACUUCCACUCCCUGGUGGAGGAAGAGAUCCGUGCUCUACACAGCCACACUCCUCCGCCAGAUACCGCCAACGGCUCUCUAGAUUUCCGCUUCCAGAGCUUCUUGAGCGACGGAGGGCACGAGCUUGGAAGAGCCUCUGACAGCCCUGGAAACUGCCACGGUGGAAAGCGUGAGAGGUCAAUAAGUGACCAGAAUUAUGGUGUACCACGACACACAGUAAGCCAGGCCACUCCUGCCCUCACCGACAAAAUGGGUGCCACUCAAAGUGCAGGUCGGGGCGAGGCGUGGGCGGGGGAGCGGUCAGCGGCCUUCAAGACCUACACACUGCCUCGUAGUAGCGGUCACCGCAGCGUCAGUCUUAGCGGCGCCGGCGCCGUCACCUACCGCGUCUCCUCCGCCCACCCAGAUGAUACAGACGUCAGUUGUCAAUUGCUGCGGGUCAACCCUCGCUUCUCACGCUCACACUCCUUGGACGAGGGGGCAGGACUUAGCCCCUGGGCGCUACACCACCUGUCUUCUAUGGAUGGCACCCACGCCAGGUCACCACCCACGCCCGUCCAUGUAGGGAGCAGUGCCAGCCAAUCUGCCCUCUACACUGUCUCUCACUCCGAGCCUCGGGAUGUGCCCUCCGUGCCCCGAGCCCCUUCGGACAUGGCGGAAAGGAGCUUGCCGGAGGGGCGCUACGGCAAGACUAGGAAGACGGGCUACGGGGAAAAAGACAACGAGCAGUUUCGGCCUGGUCUUGUGGAGCGGUACCAGAUAAACGGCGGCAGCGGUGGUCUAGCUAAUGGCUGGGCCGAGGCCACGAACUCUACCGACUUUGCCAAGCUUCGCAGAGUUUCCGAAAACUUCUUCGGCAAUAACGGUUCCUCAGCUUUCACUCCGGAGGACCUGGGGAAGGGCGUGAGUGAGACGUGGGAGUGGGCGGAUGAGGAGGGCGCCUGCAGCCUCACUGACCGACCCUGUGACCCAGCCACCUGUCCUCGGUGUUACGCCAAGAUGGCUGCCUCCGCACCACAAGACAACUCCAAACAGGAGGACUUGCCGAGUCAGGGUGAAGCAUCAGCGGUGUCGUCACCUUCUGGGGUAGCGGUGCCCGAGAACGAAGGUACGAGAGAUGAAGUUGAUGCUCAGUGUAGGGACAGUGUGUCUGUGUGUGUAACUCCCCCUGAUACUGUAAAUACAAGUUACUCUGACGAAGUGUAUUUGUGUGAGAUGUCUCCCGUUGAGAGAGAAAUGACAAGUGAGAGAGUGUCGUGUAACAGAGAAGGGGUCGGGAUGGGACGGAAGAGUGAACCUUCCCUGCUAAGUGUAUUAGGUCUGCCAGGUCAUCUGGACGGUCGCAGACACACACUGCCCGUUCCGAGGGCCUUCGGCAGUCUAUCUCUGCUGACGGUGCCCGCCCCGAUGUUUAACACCUCGUCCUGGGAGACUCUGCCCCCGGCUGACGAACUGGAGGUAGAGUUGGAGGAGAAGCCCAUCACUGGGAGUGUAGUGAGACCCACCUCCCCCGCCUCCGCCAGUGUCACCUCCUCCCGCUCACUUAACUCGUCCCUCUCCUCCCUGUCGCACCUGAGUGUCCACCCGGACCACUCAGAGUGCGACUCAUGGCCCUCGUCCCCCGUAGCCCAACAGUAUCUCUCCCCCGACGUGUUCUUCGAUCCUACUGCCAUGACCGUCCCCUUCACAUCCGAAGACCUAGCCUUCAAGGGCUGGCCCUACGAAGAAGAAGACGUGAUCAUGAAUGAAAGGAAAGGAGGGGCAGGUGUUGCAAGAGAGUCAUGCAGCGACACACAUCUGUCUCAGAUGAAGGCAUCGAAGGAGAGGAUGCCCUCCCCAGUCACUGGAGUACUGCAGCUGCCUCCCGCAGGCUUUCAAGACCGCGCGGACAUCAUCUUUUCCGUGUGUAUUCCUGAAGACCGCAGGAAAGAUAGACACAAGAGCAACCUUUCUUUCAGCUCCACGAAUGAAAGUAGUGACAUAAGUACCAUAUGCGAUAAGUCGGAAGUGCACGUCAGUGAUUCGAGAGACGAGGAAGUGACGACGCAACUUGCAACGGAGGAACCAGUGGACGCAGCUCAUGACUCUCUGUGUGUCCACCUGGGCAAUAUUACCCUUCACGACGGAGACACCAAGGGUGACGUCACACCAACGAGACAGAUGUUUGGACGGAGCGACACGAAGGACAGUGGUGUGACAGACCUCUCAAGCAGUGUGAAGGGCUCAGCGGCGUGCUGCUGGAGGAGGGACGAAGCGAGAGACAAGUUCGAGAGCGACCUUCUGCGGCCUCCUCCAAGGUAUCGUAGCUACUCCUUGGACGAGACGCGCUCCUCUCUAAAUAAUCACAUCAAGCUAGUGAACUCCGCCACACAGUCGCAUCAUCCUGAGGCCCUGGACGACUUCCUGCGAGCUGUGGAGUCUAGGAUCCGCCACGGCAGUGUUGAUCAUUCGUCCAGGGAGGUCUCUCUUCCUUACAUCCCUCCGUCACCACUCUUCACUCCUGCCUCCACUCCUGCCUCCACCCCGGCCUCCACCCCGGCCUCCACCACCAUCCAUGACCUCUCAUUUUCACCCACUGUGGUGCUGGACGCAUGUACUCAGACUACGCCCUCACCCACGCCCCCGCCCGCUUCCAGGGCGUCGUCUGACACCUGGCUCAGUGAUUGUGGCUGUGACGACUUGGCAUCGAUGGAGCCCUGCGCCUCGUCUCUGGCACUCAGUGCCACCGAAGACGACUACGGUGAGGAUGAAGAAGACGAUGACGACGAUGAUGACGACUGGUCUGCGGGCGUCUCUGUCUCUUCCUCGUCACCGCCACCCACACCCGCGUCCCUGCCUCGCGACGACUCCUCGCUGUCGCUGUCGGAGUCGCUAGACACACUGGACAUCAACGGGGAGUCUGGGAUCGGGACGGUGUCAACAAGACCGUCACUCAGCCCGCACCUGCAGGCAGCCCUCGACCUCUCAGGCUCCAACCUCUCCUCGGAGGACACGGGGCUGGAGAACAGCUUCGAACGACAGAUCCGACGGUACAUCCCGUACAACCGCAGCUGCAGGGAGAGCGAGCACAGCACGCACUACCGCAGGCGGCGCCCACGCCCGCGGCAACAAGAGCAGUGGGUGCGACGGGAGGACCAGACCACCCAGACUGAUCCCGAGCCGCCCACGCUUUCUCACGCCCUCGAGGUAGGCGGCCACGACAGCCUCCGCGAGAUCAGCGAGGAGCACCGUCACGGGCGGACAGAGGAACGUUCCGUGAGACACACACACAGCGAGCCCCGCCUCGACGCGCCCAUCACGCCCAUGGCGGGCGUGCUACGCAUAGUGUGUAGUGAGGCCACCCUGCCUCCUCUCCCCUUCACCUCCCGCUCCCACUUCACGCCCUCGGCGCCUACGCUACCCACCCUGACGGAGGACAAGCCACCCAUCGCUCCGUCAAAACCCCCGCGACCCCGUCACUUGUCUCUCUCCUCCUCUCACCAGCACCCAUCUCAGGGGAAGGCGUGCUCUGCCCCCACCCUGGAGACCCGCUCCACUCACACUAACACCGCCCACACCCCGCCCACCACGCCCUCAGAGGACUCUUCAGGAGAGACGCCGGCACUGACCACCAGAGCUCAGUCUACCAAGGAAUUAGCAGAGCUAGAAGCACUAGAGGCCUGCAAAUGGCUACGGGCAGCCGGCUUCCCCCAGUAUGCUCAGAUGUACGAAGAGCUGCAGUUCCCGCUGGACCUGGUGUGUGUGGAGAGAGAUCACGCAUUCCUCGACACCGACUCCCUGCAGGCACUCUUCAGGAGACUACGAGUACUCAACCGCUGCGCCAAGAUACGUCUCGACUCCGCCAGGAAAAACAAGACGGAGGAAUCAGACGACGAGGAGCAGCAGUGUGCACUCUCUGGCAACUGGAAGUUCCAGCGGCACUCCAGACGCUGGUCCAGGGUGGUCCAGGAGCGAGCACCAACCACAGGUGGUGAGGGCAAGGUAUGUGGAGAGCCCCGUGGGCUGGAACUACCUGAAGAUGUCCUUCUCGGACAGUUCAAACGUUCUGGCUCUGAAAGACUCAGAGAUGGCGCCAAGGCUCUCCUCAGACGCAUGGAGUCCCUCAAGAACAAGAAGAAGAAGCGGCAGAGCAGGGAUGGUGUUGUCAUCAGUGGUCCUAAGGUAUUGGAUGAGGCACACAUGGAGGCGCGGAUGGAGGAAUUGGCCUGUGUGGCUAUAUCCCCAGAGGCAUCCCCUGAGCUUUCCACCCGAAUCACCACCACUACCACCCCAGCCCAAACUCACACCCAUGCCCACACACCACCCACAGACAUCUCUCAUGCCACUCAUGGCGAGGACUCUUCAUCCCUAGCUUCAGAUCACUCUCAGACUUCUACCCCAAUGUUCCGAGGCCGCCGGAGAAGACGGUUUUGGCGGAGAGGAGGCAGCACUCAAGGUGGAGGGGAGGGUGGAGGAGGCGCCUACAGUGACUCAGAAUGUUCACCACCAACCUGGAGACACUACCUCACAGAUGCUAACUCCAAUAAGAUGACGUCAGUGGGACAGGGACUGUCAGUAUGUUCAGAAAAGCGGAUCAGUAAGGCAGGUACAGGGACACCAUCAAGAGCAAGUCAUCUGAGACACACUGGCUCCCUCACAUAUGGCAAAGAUUCCCAGAUUGCUAGAGAAAACUUUCUUGCCAGCAUCAGAGCAGGUGUGGAGAAAAAUACAGAGAAUCUCUCUCCAUUACCCAGUCCAGAAGAAGAGAGACAUUCUGUUUAUGAUAAUGUGCCUCUCAUUAUUUGCAACAAAAGCUAUCAUGAUUACCAGCCAGAAGUCAUGGAUUCUGAAGCCAGCGUCCCCGAGGGCUCGGGAAGCAGUGAGUGCACUGUUGAAAGUGGAGAUUCGCCAUUACCUUCCACACAUGACGAUGAUGAAAAUGACGAACCUUGUCGGAGGUGAAUUUUAAUACAGAGACAAUGGCACAGUUUUAAUAGAAAGUCAUACCCACCUUGCUCACGGCAUUUGGGCACACAAAUAAGGUUCAGUGCGGGUCAAAUGCUCCAUUUGCGAAAAAGACCCUUCUAAGACAAACAGCACUUUUUGGAGCGUUACUGUCCAACUAAUCGUAGUGGAUGGAAUUGGGAACUGCCAAAGUUUAUGAGAAAAAUUAAAACGCCUGAUUAUCGUGAUAGAAAGUUUUUUGGCGUGCCUCUCUUGGGGAUCACCCAGCGGACAGCACCACUUCCUCCCGGUAUUCAAGCUGCACUCCAGUAUCUCAGAGCAACCAGUUUAGAUCAAGUAUGUUGGUAAUUCAGAAAACCUGGAGUUCGUUCUCGAAUUCAAAAACUAAGAGAGUUUCAUGAAUCAGGGGAAGACAUCCAGUAUUCAGCAUUUGGAACAUGUGACAUCGCUGAUAUGGUCAAGACAUAUUUCAGGGAAUUACCUGAAUUUCUGCUUACAAACAAGCUUUCAGAAAUGUUUAUUGCAAUCUUCCAGUACUUACCUGCUGAACAUCGUCUUGAGGCCCUGCAAUGUGCAGUUUUAUUAUUGCCAGAUGAGAACAGGGAAGUGCUCAUGGCUCUUCUAACCUUCCUAGCAGAUGUUGCAGCUAACUCACAUCUCAAUCAGAUGCAUGCCAGCAACUUGGCUGUGUGUCUAGCACCAUCACUAUUCCACUUAAACGUUGGUGGGUCUGGGUCAAGCCCACUGCGACGUAGGGCAGCAGGGACUCCUGAACAACGAGAUCUUCAUGAAAAUAAAGCAGCUCACCAGUGCCUCACCCUUAUGAUACAGCAGGUCAGCCAAAUUCAGUGUGUGCCCAUAGAGAUGUUGUCAAACUGCCGAUUUACAUAUUUGGAGCAGAGCCAACCAGUGUGCCUUGAGGAUCUAGGUGUAAUGGGCUCCCCAGGUGCAAGUACCAUGGAAGGAGACUGGGCUUCCUAUAUGAAUGCUUGCAUUACAUCUCUACUUAAGGAAGCAAGAGACAAAACUCGAGGAUGGAUACACAUGAAUUGUGCUGAUUCACACGUAGAGAUACUUUACCGCAAAGUGGGAGAUGGUCACCCACUACGCUUGUGGCGAGCAACCACAGAAGUAGAAGCUCCACCAGCAGAACUGCUGAAUCGUGUUAUUAGAGAAAGGCACUUAUGGGAUGAUUCUCUGUUGAAAUGGAGAGUAGUUUGUCGUUUAGAUCGCCAGGCUGAAGUUUUCCAGUAUAUGUGCAACUCUAUGCCUCCACGACCCCCAGUAGACUACUGUGUCCUAAGAUGUUGGAGGAGUGACUUGGCACGAGGAAGUUGUGUGGUUGUGGAAACCUCUGUAGAACAUACUGAUGCUCCCGUUCUAGUUGGUGGUGUUCGGGGAAUAGUCUUGGCUUCCCGGUACCUAAUUCAGCCUUGUGGUUCUGGAAAAUCAAGAAUUACACACAUAUCAAGACUGGAUAUGAGAGGAAGAACACCAGAAUGGUACAACAAAGUCUAUGGCCAUGCCACUGCUAUGCAUUUAACACGCAUAAGAGAAAGCUUCCAGCAUCAUGCCAUUGGACCUGAGAGCAAAGUUUAAGUCAUUUCAAGACUAUAUCUUGAAAACAUUGUAUAAAAUAGAUUCUCUCAUUCCUUUUAAAACUACUGUACAAAGUGGAAUAUACUGUGCUUCAGUACUUUCCAUAACAGUGAAGGUGGACCAUGAAAAAGUGAUAUUGUACCAGAGCUUCCAUGUGUUCACAGGAAAGUGAUUGAAGAUAAACCUUUUCUAUUUUAUGUUGCAUUAAAGCAACUCACAUUUUAUGAAGAAAAAAAAUAUAUAUUGUGGUAGGUGCCCAAAUACAUUAUCCAGGAUCAAUGUGGACCAUUGUACAUUCCUCUGUGUUAAGUGGAGUAUAAGAGUGAAUGUUUUGUAUCCUUACAGGUAUGAGAUCAUGUAUAUAAUUGAGAUUAUGUAUUAUACACCAGAUUGGCUUUGUGUACCAACUUGUACCAAAGUGUUGCUUCAUUUGACAAUCAUGGGACAAGUCAGCAGAGAUUGAAAUCAUUCAUGGCAUGUAAUACCUAUUAAUAAUCCAGGAAAGUUUUGGUGUGCAAUUUUCAGUCUGUUCAUUAGUUAUAACUUUAUAAUUCAAUCCUACUCCACUACCAACCAAAAAGUGGAAUGUCUUACAAAAGUUCACAAGACAAAAAAUGACAAAUGUUAUUCAGUAAAUUAAAUAAAUGCCAGUAAGACUUUCAGUCACUGAGAUUUAUGCCUCAUCAAGCUGCCUUGACUUUGUGAAGCUUCUGUGAUGAAUGUCUGAAUAUCAAGUGGACUGUUUGUACGUUCAGAAGUUCAGUUGUGUAUCUCAUGCACAUACUUUGGUAUUUUUAUAUACUAUAUUCUAGCAAGACCUUGAGAGCAGAAAUUAUUAUAUUCAAGGGGGGAGCACUAAGCUCAUAGGGGUUGUACAACACCUAAGGGAAUGGGAAGCAAUCAGGUCGAGCCAAUUAAGGGAAAGUCUGAUCCAAUCAAUCAAGAAACUUACCUUGGGGGGCUGAGAGCUGAAAAUACAUUACAGUUUAGUACAGUGGACCCCCACAUAACGAUAUUAUUUCAAUCCAGAAGUCUGUUUGGGUGCUGUUAUAGACCGAAUUUGUUCCCAUAAGAAAUAUUGUGAAUUAGAUUAGUCUGUUUCAGACCCCCCAAAAUACACCUACAAAAGCACUUACAAAAAUACACUUACAUAAUUGAUUGAGUUGGGAGCUGAUCAUUGCGGGGGUCCACUGUAUUUGCUCCUUUAUUAUUUCGGAUAUUUAUGUUCUCAGUAUUAUAAAGUUAUGCUCGAAUUAAUCCCAAACAUUUUUCCUAGUCUAAGAACAAUGCUUUAAUAAAAUCCUGUUACUAUAAAGCUGCUCUUAAAAACAAUGGAUGUUGACCACUUAUAAACUGAAAGUUUCAGAAGCAUAUUCUUCCAAGAAAAAAUAAAACCAUGUUUAUCUGCAAUAAUGUUAAUACAUAUUUUACACUAAAACUAAAUGCAUCAUAUAUGCUAGAAACUGAUUAUGGUAUAUAAAUUUCAGCAAAUUAAGGGUACAUCAAGAAUUACAAAGUUAACAAAGUUAAGACAUUACUGUAUAAUUUAAAAAAACUUAAGAUGCUUUUGCCAUGGAUGUCUGAAGCUCACAUUCCUAGUCUUUACAGGUUUUAUCAUUUUGUAAGUAAUUUUUCAUAACACAAGAAAUACAUUUUAUAUUCACAUUUACCUCUUAAUACAAUAACCUGUUCUAGUGUAUGUCCCCACAUCUGUUUUAUAUUUUAUUACUCUGUACACCUGUAAAUCUUAAUGUCAUGCAACUGGCACAUCGUGUGUGCAAAUCUCUUAGGUUUAGUCACAUAAUAUGACUCAUGUUGUACCUCUUGGUGCUGAAUAUAUAUUAUCAGUAAUAAUAAA
Cherax quadricarinatus is the source of this 9560-nucleotide messenger RNA. Lineage: Eukaryota; Metazoa; Arthropoda; Malacostraca; Decapoda; Parastacidae. The record is from RefSeq and is a predicted model, not a curated record.